Messenger RNA from Talpa occidentalis (Iberian mole), 633 nucleotides. It is a transcript of the gene CEND1, whose product is annotated as cell cycle exit and neuronal differentiation 1. NCBI's taxonomy places the organism in Eukaryota, Metazoa, Chordata, Mammalia, Eulipotyphla, Talpidae. Gene Ontology annotation, biological process: cerebellum development; cerebellar Purkinje cell differentiation; radial glia guided migration of cerebellar granule cell. The record is from RefSeq and is a predicted model, not a curated record.
GUAAUGCCCAGGUCUGGGCUGUCCUGAGCUGCCGUGGGCUGCCCGCCACACGCACCUGCCUGCCUGCCGCCAUGGAGUCCAGAGGGAAGUCGGCUGGCAGCCCCAAGCCGGAUGCCAAGGCGCCCCAGGCCACUGCCGAGGCCAAAACCCCCGCAGCUGUGGAUGGGAAAGCCCCCUUGGCCAAGCCGGGGAAGAAGGAGGCCCCGGUGGAGAAGCAGGAGCAGCCAGCGACCCCAACCCCGCCUGCCAAGAAGGCCCCCGCCAAGGCUGACCCCGCCCUUCUCAACAACCACAGCAACCUGAAGCCGGCCCCCGCGGCCCCCAGCAGCCCCGGCGCCGCCCCGGAGCCCAAGGGCCCUGGGGACGGGGCUGAGGAGGACGGGGGCACCGGGGGCCCUGGUGGCCGCGGUCCCUGCCCCUUUGAGAACUUGACACCCCUGCUGGUGGCUGGGGGGGUCGCCGUGGCGGCGGCUGCCCUGAUUCUCGGUGUGGUCUUCCUGGCCCGGAAGAAAUAAUGCCCGGCGUCCGGGGGCAGCCACCCCGCGCGCAGGGAAACUAGUGCAUGCCGAGUCACAUAGCCGUCCCUUCCGCACCCGCACGCCCCGCGAGCACAGGCGCCCCGUAGUCAGAGGA